AUGGCUGUUGUUGUUGCUCAACCUAACAAAUCGGACAGCGUUGACAGCUCUGCCUCUGGUGCUGGAAAUCCAAAUGGUCCAUCUUUUUUUAAAAACUCUGAAUUGAUCGAAGAAGGUGACACCGUGAUUAUUUACGUAACAUUCGACUCGACGCAUGCAAUCAUUGCACGACGAGGCCAAACCUUGUGUAUGAAAUAUGGGGCACUGCGACACGAGUUCGUGAUAGGAAAGCCGUGAGU
Molecule: messenger RNA, 239 nt
Organism: Strongylus vulgaris
Lineage: Eukaryota; Metazoa; Nematoda; Chromadorea; Rhabditida; Strongylidae
Source: the annotation of a GenBank genome assembly